AUGCAGCCACCGCCUCUGGGUGUAAUCCAUUCUUGGCCAGCUCCAAACUAUGUUAACCCCAAAACGAGGGGCAGUGCUAGUGUUAUCCUCAAUAUCGUUCUCUCCGCACUGUUGCUAUUUUUCAUUGGCUUUCGAAUCUUCACUCGAACCUCUCUGAGAAGCUCUUUUGGGGCCAAUGAUAUACCGGCAUCAUCCUUAUUAGUCAUAAGCGUUCUUGCGGACGUUAAAUUCCUUCAGGUACGCCCUGUGUAUGACAUACCCGUUAGCCGUGUUGUCACCGGUCUCAAAAUGGUAUUGGCUACGGAGGUCGUCUUUGCCGCGGCUUGCAUACGCUCUCGAGGCUAUCCAUGCUUGUGUUGGUGCGGAGAAUGCUAUCAAGUGCCACCCUGUUUUGGCGCAGAAUCACAUGCCUAGCCAUCAGCAUUUGUGCCAGAAGGGCAUCAUACUGGGCGCUCGUACCUGCGUUACCGUGCUUACCACCGCAAGACUAUUGGAAAAUUACGAAGGUUCCAGAUUCCAAUUACAUUAACCAGACUUGGUCUCUUUUCGUUAUAGGAGUCACCAAUACUCUGACUGACUUGAUUGUUGUCCUUCUCCCGAUCCGAAUCGUUUGGACUUUGCAACUACCAGCUAGACAGGUAAUCAUUGUCAUUCUUCUAUUCAGCCUUGGUUUUAUGUCUUGCAUCGCUGGGGUAAUCCGGACGUAUUUCAUGUCUAGGGCCAUUAAGCAGUAUGAUCAGACAUGGAAUUCGUUUUCAGUCUGGAUUACAAGUGCCGUAGAAUUAUACAUUGGAAGGGUGUGUUCUAACCAUGAAUGGUAGACCUUUCCUCCUUUCUUCCUAUUUGCAAAAUAACUAACCAAACCGGAUUUGUGCCUCGAUCCUGGCGACUAAGCCGUUCUUCACAAGCUAUCUUCCCCAAAUUUUCAGCCCAUUGGCUACUGUGCGCUCUCAUAUAUUCCAAGGUUCUCGACAGCGAACACAACAGCGCUCAACUCAUACUGUCGUUAUUUCUACCAAUCACUAUGGCCAGGAGAUGCUUACGUUUGAUCUUAAAGCGCUUGGGGCUGGGAGAUCAGGCGCAACAUCAAUGGUAAGCAGGGCCGGUAGCAGAGGGGAUAGCGAUGAGGAUUGGAUUCGUAUAACC
Hyaloscypha bicolor E is the source of this 1146-nucleotide messenger RNA. RefSeq lists its product as uncharacterized. Bases 348 to 821 code for a protein of 157 amino acids. The transcript has 4 exons. Lineage: Eukaryota; Fungi; Ascomycota; Leotiomycetes; Helotiales; Hyaloscyphaceae. The record is from RefSeq and is a predicted model, not a curated record.